Molecule: messenger RNA, 1705 nt
Organism: Pistacia vera
Lineage: Eukaryota; Viridiplantae; Streptophyta; Magnoliopsida; Sapindales; Anacardiaceae
Product: probable LRR receptor-like serine/threonine-protein kinase At1g56140
Exons: 7
Coding region: 241-1413 (390 amino acids)
Biological process (GO): protein phosphorylation
Molecular function (GO): ATP binding; protein kinase activity
Source: RefSeq, a predicted model, not a curated record
UGACAUAAAAGGGUAGCAAAUGGAGUCCUUAGAACAGCAGUUCAGAGACAAUAUACGCUCAGGUAUCUGAAAACUAUUUAUAUCCACUUGUUUUGGGCUGGGAAAGGGACUUGCUGUAUUCCUAAUGAUGGUACAUAUGGACCUUCAAUUUCGGCCAUCAGUGCUACCCCAGAUUUCGAGCCUACUGUAAGACCUCCAAGUCUAAAAACUCAGAAGAAUAAAACAGGCCUAAUUGUGGGGAUGGUUGUUGGGGUUGGGGUUGUAUUUCUAUCAGUUCUUGCAGUUUUCUUCAUUGUUCGAAGAAGAAAAAGGCCACAGUCUGAUGAUGAUGACGAGCUUCUAGGGAUAGAUGUUAGACCAUACACUUUCAAUUAUGCUGAACUAAGGACUGCUACAGAAGGCUUCAUUCCUGCAAAUAAGCUUGGAGAGGGAGGAUUUGGACCAGUUUAUAAGGGAACACUUUGUGAUGGAAGAGUUAUUGCUGUGAAGCAACUGUCUGUAGCAUCCCACCAAGGGAAGAGCCAAUUUGUAGCAGAAAUUGCUACUAUAUCAGCUGUGCAGCACCGGAACCUAGUAAAACUUUAUGGAUGUUGUUACGAGGGAGCACAACGAAUCCUUGUUUAUGAAUAUCUGGAAAACAAUAGUCUUGAUCAAGCAUUAUUUGGAAAAGAAAGUUUGGAUCUUGAUUGGUCAACUCGUUAUGAUAUUUGUUUGGGAGUAGCAAGAGGUCUAGCUUAUCUUCAUGAAGAAUCGAGGCUUCGAAUCAUACAUAGAGAUGUGAAGGCCAGUAAUAUUCUACUUGAUGGUAAUCUUAUCCCUAAAAUAUCAGAUUUUGGUUUGGCUAAACUUUAUGAUGAUAAGAAGACACACAUAAGCACCCGUGUGGCAGGGACAAUUGGAUAUCUAGCACCUGAAUAUGCCAUACGUGGACAUCUUACAGAGAAGACUGAUGUGUUUGCCUUUGGAGUAGUGGCUCUAGAGGUGGUUAUUGGGAGGCCAAACUCAGAUUCAAGCUUGGAAGAAGAGAAGAUGUAUCUUCUUGAUUGGGCUUGGCACCUAUACGAGAACAAUCACCAACUCGAACUGGUGGACUCCACAUUAUCAAAAUUCAAUGAGGAAGAAGUAAAACGCCUGAUAGGAGUAGCUCUCUUAUGUACUCAAACAUUGCCCUCAUCGAGGCCAUCGAUGUCUCGUGUAGUUGCUAUGCUUUGUGGAGAUAUUGAAGUGAGUACAGUGAAUUCCAAGCCAGGAUACUUGACUGAAUGGACAUUUGAUGAUGUGACCAGUUUUGUUAGUGAUGAUGAUACAGCUGAAGAAAGCAGUGAUUAUACUAGCCAUUACAUCUCAUCAGCAAGUUUAAGUAAUCAGGAUACAACUCCACCAAUAAGUGGUGCUCAAGCCCUGCUCCAUUGAUUGACUUUCAGUCUUGAUUCCACUUUUAUUUCAUAUUUGUUCAGCACAGGUGUUAUUCGUAAUGCUAAAAGAAAUGUAACACAAAUAAACUCAAGUAGAUAAUAUUGGAACAAAGAAUUGUCAACGGGGACCAAGGGCUAGGUAGCAAAAAUACUAUAAAAGGGGUUAAUAUCCAAACGGGUUAAUCUUAUGUUUUAGAUAAUGGAAUUCGAUUCUUUGUAAUAUCAUUGUUGCGUCAGCUUUUUCUGGGUUCUCAGUUUGUGUUGAAAUCUGCAAAGAAAAGUUAUGGAGG